This is a messenger RNA of Morone saxatilis (striped sea-bass), 3859 nucleotides long. RefSeq names its product phosphatidate phosphatase LPIN1-like. The coding region runs from base 317 to 3142 and encodes 941 amino acids. Gene Ontology annotation, biological process: positive regulation of transcription by RNA polymerase II; cellular response to insulin stimulus; triglyceride biosynthetic process. The record is from RefSeq and is a predicted model, not a curated record. Gene Ontology annotation, molecular function: phosphatidate phosphatase activity; transcription coactivator activity. NCBI's taxonomy places the organism in Eukaryota, Metazoa, Chordata, Actinopteri, Moronidae. Gene Ontology annotation, cellular component: nucleus; mitochondrial outer membrane. The transcript is spliced from 21 exons.
UUGUGUGUGUGUGUGUGAGUGUGAGAGGAAGUCCAGAUCAACAUUCUGAUAAACAAUCCUAACAGGUGUCCCCCUCCUCAAAUACCAAAGAAGUCAGAGGGUCUGGUGGAUGAUGACCACUCGGGGACUGUCUCAGGUUACUGAUGAGGGGGCCCAGGUAAAUUUAGUAAGACGCUGUCCACUGGUACCCUGAAGUCAGACACUUGACAUGCUCACAGAGUGAAGACACAAUUUCUCGACUGGACCGGACUUGUGGAGUUUCAUACAUACACACCUGUUUAGACCAGACAGCUGGGAUCAAAUACAUUAUGGAAUCAUGACAUCGGCAGAGGAUGACGAAGAGUUAAAUGAGGCUGUUGAGCAGUAUGCCACGGACACCACCUGGAGCUGGACCCGUCAGACCAUGAACUACGUGGGCCAGUUGGCAGGCCAGGUGUUCGUCCAGGUCAAAGAGCUGUACCGAGGCCUCAACCCCGCUACCCUUUCUGGCUGCAUCGACGUCAUUGUAGUGAGACAGCCUGAUGGAUCGCUGCAGUGCUCGCCGUUUCACGUCCGUUUUGGCAAGAUGGGUGUCCUGCGGUCCCGAGAGAAAGUGGUGGACAUGGAGAUCAAUGGAGAGCCAGUGGAUCUACAUAUGAAGCUUGGGGACAACGGAGAAGCUUUCUUUGUGCAAGAAACAGAAAACGAUCAGGAAGUGGUGCCCUCCUACCUGGCCACCUCUCCCAUCUUGUCAGACGGGGCCAUUAUGAUGAGCUCCUCCCUGAUGGGCAAGAAGAGCUCCGGGGGGCCGCCCAUACAGACCCUGGGCUCCACGGGGAGCGCGGGAGAGACUGGUGGCGUGAUGAUGAAGAAGAGGAGAAAGAGGAGGAGGAAGGCUCGGGCGGACAGCGUGAGGAGGGAGGAGAGCGGAGACUACUCCGAGGACGAAGACAUGUUCACCAUAGACAUCAGCUCGGAUGAAGGGACGGAGAUGGAGAGCAACAGGCAGAGUGCAACAAGUUCAGGCAUGAUCUGUGAGGGUCUUGAAAGUCGUUUUGGGAAAUGGGUGAAAAGUGAAAGGACUUCAUCUCGGGACGUAUUAAGAGAUGAGACAACCAGCGGCUCUUUCAAACAGACUGGUAUCUACACUCGUUCAGAUGGAGAGUGGAGCCCUAUUCAGAGCCCUGGAAACUCUCGUCCCACCUCUCCCAAGAGUGACUCUGAACUAAUGACCAAGCCAUCAGAUGCAGACAAUCAGAAUCCAACCAUGCACUGGGCGUGGGGAGAGCUGCCGCAGGCUGCCACGCCAUCCUUCCUCCCAGUGAAAUCUGAACCUCCACCAGUUUUUCCAGUAUCCAUCCCGGUGUCCGAAAGCACUCACUUCCGUGUGAUAACUCACGAAACGUCUUCAGAGCAGUGUGGACCCUGCUCUGAAAUAUCAGCUCUCAGGCUGCUAAUGACAGAAGAGCACGCCGAGGAAACAGUGGGGAUGGAGUCUGAAUCCGUGAGGAUGGAAUCGCAGACAGUCAGUGCAGAGAUGCAGGUUACAACAGCGGAAAGUGCGGCAGCUCGUAUGAUGUCUGACAUGGAGGAGACAAUGUCUCGUCCAGCAGGCAAAACAGACUCUCCGUCCAAGAGAAAAGACAAGAGAAGCCGCCAUCUUGGUCCUGAUGGAGUUUACCUGGAUGACAUCACCGAGCUUGAGCCUGAAGUGGCAGCCCUUUAUUUCCCUAAGAGUGACGGUGGCGCAGCAGUGAGGAGCGUCUCAGACCCCGGCCUCAACAGCACCAGUCUGUCCCCACAGUCGGUCAGCUCUGGAGGAGACAGCGGAGUGGACAGCUACUGCGACCCCAUGGGCGACUUGCCAUCUAUCACCAUCUCUUUGUGUGGAGGACUCACUGACAACCGGGAGAUCACUAAAGAGCAGUUUCACGAGAAGAUGAUCUCUUACCAGCAGUUUGCAGAAAACCCCUCCAUCAUCGAUGACCCCAACUUAGUGGUGAAAAUUGGCUCCAAGUACUAUAAUUGGAGCACUGCGGCUCCACUUAUGCUGGCUAUGCAAGCCUUUCAGAAACCGCUGCCAAAGGCUGCAGUGGAGAACAUCAUGAAGGAGAAGAUGCCCAAGAAAGGAGGGAGGUGGUGGUUCUCCUGGAGAGGCAGAAACAGCAGCACUAAAUCGGAUUCAGUAUCUGAGCGUGGGGCCUGUGGCUCUGCUGAGCAGGAUGGGGAAAUGACAAGCAGACAUAAAGAAGAGUCGUCCUCCAGCGAUGAAGACCACAGGGCAACCAAACAGAGCUCUUCCACUGUCCAAUCAGAGCCUGGGCUCACACUAGGAGGCGUGUCUUAUAAGAAAACACUCCGACUCACAUCAGAGCAGCUGCUGUCUCUCCAGCUGCAGGAUGGUCCUAAUGACGCUGUGUUCAGUGUGACCACUCAGUACCAGGGAACCUGUCGCUGUCAGGGCACCAUCUACCUCUGGAACUGGGACGACAAGAUAAUUAUCUCAGACAUAGAUGGAACCAUCACCAGGUCAGACACAUUGGGUCACAUCCUGCCCACGCUGGGGAAAGACUGGACUCACCAGGGCAUUGCACACCUCUACCACAAAGUCAGCCAAAAUGGAUAUAAAUUCCUGUACUGUUCAGCACGAGCUAUCGGCAUGGCUGACAUGACCAGAGGUUAUCUCCACUGGGUCAAUGAGAGGGGCACCAUGCUCCCUAUGGGUCCUGUCCUUCUCAGCCCGAGCAGCCUGUUUUCAGCUCUGCACAGGGAGGUUAUUGAGAAGAAACCAGAGAAAUUUAAGGUGGAGUGUCUAAACGAUAUCAAGAAUCUCUUCUACCCCAACAAACAGCCGUUCUAUGCAGCGUUUGGCAACAGACCAACGGAUGUAUAUUCCUACAAAGAAGUAGGAGUGCCACUGAACAGGAUUUUUACAGUCAACCCUAAAGGCGAGCUAGUGCAGGAGCAUGCCAAGACCAACAUCUCAUCUUAUGUACGUCUGGGUGAGGUGGUGGACCACGUGUUCCCUCUGAAAAUGCGAGCCUCCUCCUCAGACUUCCCCUGCUCGGACACCUUCAGCCACUUCACCUACUGGAGGCAGCAGCUCCCCCGGGUGGAGCAUCAGGGAACUACGCCACCACAGACUCCCAGCCCUGGCAGCUGACUACCUGUGGCCUGCUGAGUAGCUUCCUAGCAGGCAGAGCACCGACUGACGGACGUGUGCGUGAGAUGUAGCAGUCAUUUGGACAGUGAUGGUUACAUGUGUGUGAUAUGAAUUUGUAGAUUUUUGUAGAAGAUGGAGCACUUUUAGUGCACAGCAGAGAGCUACUGAAGUAGAUUAAUCUGCUGUGAAUGCACAUAACGCACAAGAUGGAUGUAAACGCACUUUUAUGAAAAGAUUGCAUCUGUAGCCUUCCUAGUUGUAUGUAUAUGAGAAAUUAUAGUAAGUUAUUCAGGCAGCUUAGCACAUAUAAUAUUUUGAGUGAGUGUUGACAUUAUUUCAGUAGUUAGACUCUCUAGUCUAUAAGCAGACAGUUGUAUAGUAUUUAACAGACGAUGUAAUCUGUUCACAAGUGUAUCGUAUAGAACACAACCAUACUGUGCAGAGAGCAAGUUACUUCUACUUGUGCCAAAUACUCAUUGUAGAAUUUAUUUUCUUACUCUGAACUUUUUCAGUCAAGACUGUUACAGAUCCUCAAUCAGCAUGAAAAUGCAGAUAUAGACAUGCAGGCGAGUAUUUACUUUAUAGCAAUGUGUGUGUGUGUGUGUAAUCUAUUAUUCUUCUCUCGUUUGAAGUCAGUAAUAGUUAUAUAGUACAUUGAAACGUGUUACAGAGCACAAUGGAUGAAUGAACGCUAGUGUAGCUUGAUAUUAAGGACAA